Messenger RNA from Styela clava, 2086 nucleotides. The record is from RefSeq and is a predicted model, not a curated record. Lineage: Eukaryota; Metazoa; Chordata; Ascidiacea; Stolidobranchia; Styelidae.
UUCGCUCAAUUUUAUUCGUGGUACUAGGUACAGUAUAGUUUACAAGCGAUACAAGACGAGUCAGUUUGGUUAGUCAGCAGAUUAAUUUAUACACUCAUGUGCCAGCUUGUUGAUGCUUCGCGCGACUAAUUAGCUUGCACUAAAUUUUGCUUACACGCGAACCAAACCAAGUCAGUACAGUCAGUGGAUCUUUUGUACAAAACCCCCGUUACUAAUCCAAGAUUUGAGAAAAACACGUAGUCAUCAUAGUAAUAUAAAUGUAUAAGAGAUAGCAGACCAAUAACCAGCGGUUACGUGAAACACCCUACGGCGGCGAGGAGUCCAGCAAUCCACUCGCACAUACCCAUCCCCGCAUAUAUCUGAAUCCAAUUUAUUAAUCAUGUUUAUGAUGUUACACUGCCCUGCUAGCUUGUGGGAAGUGAACAACGCUUGUCAUAAGAUCAAUACCCAAAUGUUUUGUGCUCGUAACUAAUAUAAAAGCCUAUGUUAAGUAAAGGGCGGUGCGUGGUUCUACCCAGUUAUUUGUAUCUGGCUCUCCUGAAUAGGCAAAGGGAAGAAUUCAAAGGAAAAGAUUGAGAGCAACUGGAUUAGUGGAAGUCAUAUUGUCAUAUAGUCAACUCUCACUGACCAAAAUGGAUUUGUCUAAUAACGAAAGUAUAUAUAACUUUGUACUGAAAGCACGUGAACGAAUAAACGGCCAUGUAUGGACGACUCCUUUGGAAUUUUCUGAUUCUUUAGCGAGAGAAACUGGAGCGAAUGUGUAUUUGAAAUACGAAUCAGAGCAAAUCAGCGGGACCAUGAAGGCAAGAGGUGCGUUUAAUAAAGUUCUCAAGGCGUCAGAAGGGAGGAGAAACCAAGAGGGUUGCAUGAAAAAAUUCUUUGCUGCCUCCGCUGGAAAUCAUGGAAUGGCAAUGAUGUACGCUCUGAAAUCACGGCCAGAAAAAUGUGCAGUUUACGUCCCAACAACCACACCUCAAGACAGAAUUGAUCGGCUCCUGUUGCACGGUGCUGAGAUUCAUAAGGAAGGAGACGAUAUGGCGGUAACGAUGACCCUGGCUAAACAAGCCGCAGAGAGAGAAAGUGGCAUCUUCGUUUCUCCUUGCGGAGACCCAGACGUGAUUGCUGGACAAGGCACAAUCGCAUUUGAGAUUCUUCAGGAUCUACCAAACGUUGAUGCCAUAUUUGUACAAGUCGGUGGAGGUGGAAUGAUCAGUGGAAUAUCUUCAUAUGCAAAACACGUUAACCCGAAAAUUCAAAUAAUCGGCUGUGCUCCGAUAAAUUCAAACGGAAUGGAAGAAUCAAUAAAAGCAGGAAAACCCAUCAAUAUUGAGAUCAAACAUUCGCUUUCAGCUCCAGGUAACAUCGGUCUCGACAGCAUAACUUUUCCAAUUUGUCAACGUAAUGUGGAUCGCUGGGUGAACGUUACUGAGGACGAGAUUGCUGAUGCCAUGUAUUUGAUGUUGGAUAUACAUCAUAAGGUUGUUGAAGGAGCGGCGGGAUGCGCUCUGGCGUCAUUCUUGAAGGUCAAGGGUGAUUUCAAAGGUCAAAAUGUCGCAAUCGUCAUAUGCGGAAGUAACGUUAGUCCCGACAUUUUGAAGAAGAUUAUCGACAGGAACUUAUAAAGGAUUCGGAUGACAAUAAAGUGAGAAGGCGAGAAUCAUCAAAUAUUAUGCAAGAUGACAAAAUGAUAUCGGUGGUUUAAUUCAAUUCCAAGCGAUAGACACAUAGCUAAAUACUUGGGAAUACAAGCUGAACUGAGAAACAGCGGUUACUGAUAGCACUCUCUAUGUCAGGAGUCGGCAACUUUUUGUCUCUCGCGGGCCAAAAUUAAGGGUUGCAAGUCAUUGGCGGGCCGCACAUAUUUUUAGAAAUUUGAAGACCGAAUGGAUGAUACCUUUUAUAAUAAAAAUCAAGCAGUGAUACAUCUCUCGAAUAGAAUAUAGAUUUAUUUCCGCAUUGCAUUGCAUCCCAAAAAAUUCCAUUUGAAUAUUUUCGGUGCUAUUGCACCCUUUGCGCUUAGCAUCAACUUUUCUGCGUUUUGUUGCCAUUUGUUUAAUUAUAAUUAAAUUAUAGGCUCAUUAAACGA